AUGCUCCGCCGCGCAACCUCCGCCCUACUCUCCGGUGCCUCCCGCCGCCGCCUCUCCACCGAUGUGCCGGCGACGCCCGCGGCAGAUUCGAGCUUUGCGGAGGCCUGGAAGAAAGUGAGCCCGAAUCUGGAGCCUCCGAAGACCCCGCUCUCGUUCAUGAAGCCACGUCCGCCAAUUCCUUCGACCCUCCCUUCUAAACUCACCGUCAACUUCGUCCUCCCCUACGCUUCCCAAUUGUCCGCAAAAGAGGUUGACAUGGUGAUUGUACCAGCAACAACUGGGCAGAUGGGUGUUCUGCCAGGACAUGUGGCAACAAUUGCUGAGUUGAAACCUGGUGUGCUCUCCGUACAUGAAGGGAACGAUGUGACAAAGUAUUUUGUGAGCAGUGGGUUCGCAUUCAUCCAUGGAAACUCAGUGGCUGAUAUAGUAGCUGUUGAGGCUGUGCCAGUAGAUCGAAUUGAUGUCAAUCUUGUCCAGAAGGGCCUUCAAGAUUUCACUCAGAAGCUCAACUCAGCCUCCACUGAUUUGGAGAAAGCUGAAGCUCAGAUUGGUGUUGACGUCCAUAGCGCUCUCAACUCUGCUCUUACAGGCUGA
Sphenostylis stenocarpa is the source of this 594-nucleotide messenger RNA. The record is from the annotation of a GenBank genome assembly. Lineage: Eukaryota; Viridiplantae; Streptophyta; Magnoliopsida; Fabales; Fabaceae.